CUAUGCAACCGCGUACUGGAUGCCUGCUGAAAAGACAGUGCAAGUCAAACAAGUACUGGACAGGAAUGGGGACGCCUAUGGCUUUUACAAUGACUCUGUGAAAACCACAGGCUGGGGCAUCCUGGAGAUCAGAGCGGGGUAUGGUUCUCAGACCCUGAGCAAUGAGAUCAUCAUGUUUGUGGCUGGCUUUUUGGAGGGUUACCUCACUGCCCCACACAUGUAUGACCACUUCAUUAACCUCUACCCACAGUUGAUUAAGAAACCUUCCAUCGUGGAUAAAGUGCAAGAUUUUAUGGAGAAGCAAGAUCAGUGGACCCGGAAAAACAUAAAAGAUUACAAGGAUGACCCAUUUUGGAGACAUAUAGGCUAUGUUAUGACACAAAUGAAUGGGCUGUAUGUAGGAGCAAUGAGGAGGGCUAAGUUAGAAAGGACAAAGGUAAGAUUUUUAAAAAGCUGCUCAGAAUUUAUAUUGGCAUUUGGCAAUAUUAUUGCCAAGAAUAUUGAAUAUUGAAAGUUAUCUUUAAAAUAUGGCAAGAAUAUUGAAAGAAUGGCAAGAAUGCUGAAAAUUACCUUUAAAAUAACAUUGCAACCUAGAAGCAGGUCAAAUUAGGACUAGCACAUAAAUUUCUUGCACACAAGCACUGUCUUGUUAUAUUGCUAGCACCUGACUCAGUGACAGAAAAUUCAGGCUUAACACACAAACUCUUUAGCUCUUAAUCUCUUUCAUAAUACUAUGCUGUGGAGUAGGUUAAAGAAUGUACUGAAUGAAUGUACUGGCUGUUUAACUAACCUAAUAAAGUUAGUAUCUUUGGUGAUAUAAUUGUUAAGACAAAA
Molecule: messenger RNA, 834 nt
Organism: Leptonychotes weddellii (Weddell seal)
Lineage: Eukaryota; Metazoa; Chordata; Mammalia; Carnivora; Phocidae
Source: RefSeq, a predicted model, not a curated record